Drosophila serrata is the source of this 1317-nucleotide messenger RNA. RefSeq lists its product as uncharacterized. Gene Ontology annotation, molecular function: ubiquitin protein ligase activity. Gene Ontology annotation, cellular component: cytoplasm. Gene Ontology annotation, biological process: protein ubiquitination. The record is from RefSeq and is a predicted model, not a curated record. Lineage: Eukaryota; Metazoa; Arthropoda; Insecta; Diptera; Drosophilidae.
UUAUUUUAAACAAUCUAUUUUUGAAUUUAAAUAGUCGAUAGGUCGAUUGCGGAACCGAGAGUUCGAUUGUUCGAUAGGUAGCAGGCCUCCCAUGGUCACACUGGCGCAACCGGCAUUUGUUUUGUUUUCGUAGUAUCUUCAGCUUUUGUUUUUUUUUUUUUCAAAAAGAUGCAUCCCCCGCCAUGCUUUACAUUCUAGACGUUUUAGUGGACUUCCUGGAUGGGCACCUGCUGCGACCACUAACCACCGUGAUCGAUGCGGUGAUCGCCGGUGUCUACUACUUCCUGUGGGUCAGUUACUUUAUCGGCUACUGCCUGGUGGAGGGGAGCACACAAGUAUGGAAAUUUUUGAGGUUCGCCGCUAGCGGGAUACAUCGCCAUUACUCGGAUCUGUAUUACACCACGCAGGGUGUAACGGAGUACUUUUACCGCGGCACAACCCACGGCCUGCGCAAUGUCCGGGAUCUAUGUCAGUCCGUGGGUCUGUUCCUAUGCAAUCUUCUCAUCGAGCUCGGGAAUUUCGUGCUCUGGGUGCUGAUGCUGCUGCCGAGGUUCUUAAUGUUCAUCUUCGAUUGCGUCGUGGAGUUCGUGAUGCACUCGAUUGUGGCGCGCGGCCUGAGCCUGCUGAACAGUGUAUUCCGGCUCUCUAUAGGUUUAACACUGCUCCUGGUCCUUUAUAUGUUCCGACGCUACGUAUACCUGCUGCUCAUCUACCUGCUUCACCGCGCUCGCUUGGAGAUCACAACGAAGACGCAGAGCGUCUAUCUGUGGACCGAUCAGCAGUUGACGCGCUUCAAGGAAAAUAUGCGCAAGGAGCCGGUGAACGCCUCUCCACCCCAAGGAGGAGGAUGUGUGAUUUGCCUGGAGCGCAUCAGGACCAUCGUUAUCAUGCCCUGCCGGCACCUCUGCCUGUGCUGCGAGUGCUGCGAUCAACUGAUGCUCCGCUACGAGAACCGCUGUCCUGUCUGUCGCAACGACGCCGUCCAAUAUCUCUCGGUCUACGUGUGAGGACUACUAUCUUUUGUACAUAGAACGAAAGACUGUCAAUUGGAAAUUAGAAAGUAAGGUAACAUAAACAACACAAAAAACUCAAUCUUACGGGCAAUAUAUAAUAAAUGUAUGAAAUAAGGCCAAAGAGAACUAUUGAUCUAAUAUAAACCACCAGAAGCCGGACUAUGAUCAACAGGUGAAUCAUUAAUUUCAACCCAUGACAACAUAAUCUUCAAGAAUCGAUAAACGUCGCCACAGAAAUAACAAAGAUCGUACAACUAAAUUAUUUUCUGUAUUUUAUUUCAAACCAAUGAAAAUAUACGUUUUG